AUGACGGAGCUGAUAGAGACGGAGAGGCUUUAUGUGGAAGAACUUCAGAGCAUCAUGGAGGGGUACUACAUCGAACUGGACAAUUCUGAGCUGAGCCACCUCAUCCCCCCAUCGCUGGAGAACAAGAGAGACGUGCUGUUUGGAAACCUCCCUGAUAUUUAUGAAUUUCACAACAAGACGUUUCGAGGAGAGCUGGAGAACUGUGCAGAGAAACCAGAGCUCGUGGGAACCUGCUUUCUCAAGAGAAAAGAGGAGCUGAAGGUGUAUGAAAAAUACUGUCAGAACAAGCCGCGCUCUGAGGUGCUCUGGAGACAGUGCGGAGAUUCACUCUUCUUCCAGGAAUGUCAGAAGAAACUAGACCACAAACUGUCUCUAGACGCUUAUCUUCUGAAACCGGUCCAGCGGAUAACCAAAUACCAGCUCAUGCUCAAGGAGAUGCUGAAGUGCAGUAAAGGAGAGGGCAGUGCUGAGCUGGAGGAGGCUCUGGCUACAGUUCUGGACAUCAUCAAAUCUGUCAACGAUUCAAUGCAUCAGAUUGCUAUCACAGGAUUUGAGGGAAACCUGAGUGAGCUGGGGAAGCUGCUAAUGCAAGGAUCCUUCAGUGUGUGGACGGACCACAAGAAGGGACACAGCAAGGUGAAGGACUUGGCCCGGUUCAAGCCCAUGCAAAGGCACCUGUUCCUCUAUGACAAGAUGCUGCUCUUCUGUAAAAAACGAGAGGAAACAAAUGAAGGCCACGAGAAGACUCCCUCCUACAGCUUCAAACACUCACUCAAGAUGAGCUCUGUGGGCAUCACUGAGAACGUCAAAGGUGACAUGAAGAAGUUUGAAGUCUGGUUCAACGGUCGAGAAGAAGUCUACAUCAUUCAGGCGCCCUCUAUGGAUGUGAAGAACAUGUGGGUGUCAGAAAUACGCAAAGUUCUCCAGGGUCAACUCGAGGCCUGCAGAGAAGCAAGUCACCAGAAGUUCCCGGACAACAUUUACAGUGGUCCCAUCAGAAAUGUGAAGAAGAUGGCUUUGAGGCAGUCCGAUUCAUCCAGUCCAGAGAGCGGCUUCAGAAGAACCAACCCCAGUCCCAACACUAGGCAGAAGAAAGGUUGGGCCCAGCGGCGUCUUCCCUCCAUGGACACAGAGGACUUUGAGACAAUCCCGUCCAGUGGAGAAGAGUCGUCCAACUCUUCAGAGGAGGAUGGCAGCAACAAGAACGGGGACAGCAGCCGUUACCGCGUUCAGCUGACCUACGACCCUCGAGCCUCCCACAACCUCUCUCUGGACUCUGGGGAAAUGGUGCAGUUUCUGGAGGAGGCGGAGAACGGACAAUGGCUAGUGAAGAGUCUUAAGACAGAGGAGACAGGACUGGUGCCAUCUUGUAUCCUCCACUCUGCGUCUGAAGGAGAUAUCUUCAGCGACAUGUGCACGGCCGCCCUCUCGGACUCAGACGAGAACGAAGCCAGCACGUGGGGAGAUGUUUCAGAGGGAAGCUAA
This is a messenger RNA of Knipowitschia caucasica, 1485 nucleotides long. The record is from the annotation of a GenBank genome assembly. Lineage: Eukaryota; Metazoa; Chordata; Actinopteri; Gobiiformes; Gobiidae.